This is a messenger RNA of Aquila chrysaetos chrysaetos, 1140 nucleotides long. RefSeq lists its product as uncharacterized. The transcript is spliced from 2 exons. The record is from RefSeq and is a predicted model, not a curated record. Bases 354 to 1076 code for a protein of 240 amino acids. Lineage: Eukaryota; Metazoa; Chordata; Aves; Accipitriformes; Accipitridae.
GAUCCCCUCCGGCGGGGGCGAGGGCGGGGGCGGGGGGUGCCUCCUGCCCGCUGGCCGCCCGGGGCUGCCGGGACGGGAAGCUGCGAAGCGGCCACCGCGGCAGGCUCCCGGUCCGCCGGAGGCGAGCCGGGCCAGGGCAGCGCCGGGGAGUUCCCCGAGAGCCGCCGGUAGAAGGGAAGAGGGGACGGAGGCGGGCACCCCCCAGGCGCGGCCAGCGGGCGCCUCCCCGAGUCGCCAGAGCUCCGACACGGCGUCUCGGCAACCGCGCAUGCGCGGCGGCGCGCUUUACGGCGCUCCUGCUGUUGCCUAGCAACGGAAGCGCUGUACGGCAGCUGGGGAGACGCGCAUGCGCGAUGCGUCUUUUACGGCGCUCGCCGCUGUUGCCUGGCAACCGAAGGGCGACACGGCGUCGCGGCAACCGCGCAUGCGCCGCGGUGCGGUUUACGCCGCUCCUGCUGUUGCCUGGCAACCAAAAUGCUGUACUGCAGCUGGGGACGCGCGCAUGCGCGCUGCGCCUGUUACGGCGCUCAACGCUGUUGCCUAGCAACCACAGCGCGGCACGCCAUCACGGCAACCGCGCAUGCGCGGCGGCACGCUUUACGGCGCUCCUGCUGUUGCCUGGAAACCAAAACGCUGUACGGCAGCAGGAGGCGCGGGCAUGCGCGAUGCGCCUUUUACGGCCCUCGCCGCUGUUGCCUAGCAACCACAGCGCGGUAUGGCGUCUCGGCAAGCGCGCAUGCGCGGUGGCGCGCUUUACGGCACUCCUGCUGUUGCCUGGCAACCAAAACGUGGCACUGGCGUUCGGGAGCCGCGCAUGCGCGGUGGCGGCGCGUUUCGCCAGCGCUCUCUUCCGCCGCCUAUUGACCGAAGUUCGGUACUGCAGCUGGGAGCCGCGCAUGCGCGCUGGCGCGCCGCGCCAAGCCCUGGCAGUUGCCACCCUGCGACCAACGUUCGGUACUGCAGCUCGGAGGCUGCGAGUGCGCGGGGCUGCCCCUGUCCUGCACGUGCCGUCCGACGGUAACGGCAAUGCGGCACCGGCGAGAGGUGCCGCCGCGCUCGUUGCUUCCUCCCGGUAAGGAAACGCCGCUGCCGCUCAGGCGCGCGGUGUCGGCGGGCGCUCGGCGCGCAAAGCGCGGAACC